GGCGAACCUGACGGUGCUCCUGCGCGUCGCCUCCUCCUGAAUGAAUGACCUCAUGCGGGCUGCUGUCUGCCUCCAUCUGCGACAUGACACCGUCAGACAGUAACGGUUAGGUUUAUCUAAAAAAAAAAAACAAAUCUGCCGUUAAUCUGCACGCGGUGUAGAGUGAUGCAGCAGAAGUUGUGUUCCAGAGGUUCUGGUUCUUUCCUCUUAGAGAGGAACGGCCAGGCCUGCGGCACCGUCACCUCCUGCGACCUCCCCUUCCGCUGCCCCCGCUGCGGCGAGCAGGAGCGCUUCCGCAGCCUGGCCUCGCUCCGCGCCCACCUGGAGUACCGCCACUCAUACCGCUCGCCAGACGUGAUCACCGGCGGCUUCAGCAUCACCGGAAAACUCCCAGACCCGUUGACGGCGGCAAUCCCGUGGCACGACAUGAGCCUCCCGACCCGCAGGGGGCAGCACAGCGCGGGGCGGCCACCUCACGCCCGCUCCCUCAGUGACAGCAGGGACAGCAGUUACCUCCACUCUUACAGCUCUGUGAGGAGACGCACCCAGAGCGUCGGGGUGGGGACGCAGGCCGAGGAGGAAGAUGACGAAGAGGAAGGGGGGACAGAAGAUGAAGAUGUGGGAGAAGAGGAGGAGGAGGAGGAGGACGAAGGUGAAGAGAGACAUGGAGGUAGAAAUGAGGAGGAUAUCAAAAUGCUCACCAAAAAGUCAGACGAAGGCUACCACCACCUCAAUCACCAUCACUUCCCGUUCCCUCCUCUGGCUCCUCUUGGCCCCCCUCUAGACCCAGAUCUGGACCUAGACCUGGACCUGGUCGAGCAGAACUCGUACUCUGGUCUGGAGACGGCAGCAGCCUCGGCCGCCGUGCGUCGGCGACUGGCCAGCAUCCUGCGGGCGGCCGACAGCACCAUGCAGCGCCGGCUGGCCAAGGUGAGCACGGAGCUCGCCCAGACCGACACGGAGCUCCUGUGUGAGCGCGCUCACUCGCAGCACCUGGCCCAGGAGAGGCAGGAAGUUGCCGAGAGGGAGAGGUCACUGAGCCGGCAGGUGGACGUGGCUGUCAUGGUGAUCGCCGCGUUGAGGGAGCAGCUCAACGCCUCAGAGAACGAGCUGGAACGACGAGAGAGGGAGGUGAUAACCAUCCAGAAGUUUCUGGAAGCGGCGGCUCGACAGGAGACAUGCGGGAAAGUUCGAAUCCAGCGCUUCAUCGAGAAUCUGCUGAGACGCAUCGCCCUGGCAGAGAGACUGGUGGAGUAUUACCAGGUUAACGGCAGCCCGCAACAGUGCAACCACUACAAGCACCAGCAGCCAACUGAUAAUGGACCUCACAGAAUCACUAAAAGCAGGUCAGCGGGAGGUCAGCUGUCCUCGUCUGGUCUCCAUGACAGCAGAACCCACUCCUCCUCCCAAUUCGGCGGCCGUCCUCCGUUCUCCAAACCGGGCGGGGAACGAGACCGGGAGCGGGAGCACCGGGAGCGGCUGGCCCAGUCUUCCAGGCUGUUCUGUAGACCCGAACACAGAGACGACAUCUGGAACCACCAGCGCCGCCGGUCCGCCGGGCUUAAACUGGCACUCAUUCACACAGAAACGGGUGGAGAUUCUCCGAUCACAAAUGAAUGACGUCGUAUCAACGCUUUCAUCCAAAGUGACUUACUAAACAGCUCAUGACGGCUUGUUUAAUAGAAUCAUUCCUUUGUCUUGCAUCAUUCUGUACGAUCUGUUUACACGUCAUUUUUGCACUCAUCCAAUGAUAAGAAUGUACUUGUAAAAGACGGUAUUCAGUGUAAAAUGUAUCUUUGCUGUCGGUGGUUUAGGUUUUGUUGACAGUGUUGAUAGAUAUUUUGUAUACAAAGCUAGUAUGUGUCGUCAAGUGGAAGUAGUAGUCCUACAGUACUUUAACUUGGCAGAACAUUUAUCUGGGUCACAAAUCGCGUCUUUUUUUAAAAGAAAAAAUGUUCAACAGGGUGUCUGCAGGUCCUGGAAAGGUCUUCCUGAAAUUAUGUCAUGUAAAUUCAAGGCCUUCAAGGAUUUGUCUUGGAAUCUAUCAAAAGAAAACUUGUAUGUUGUAUUCAACAAAUGUGUUUCUUUCGAUUACUAAACUUUAGUUUUCUAAACUUACUGUACAUCAUGGUGUUAUAUUAAAUGUAAUAUUAUAUAAUAUGUCCUGCAGACUCUCAUCUGAUUCUUUUCUUUUAUAGGUGUUAAAUAACUAACUAACUUUUUAAAGUUAGUUGAUCUUCUUUAAAUUUCUAAUUGGCAUUAAAAAGGUCAUAAAAAGUCCUAAAUCCUAGCGAAUAGAGCUUGCAGGCACCCUUUUCAAAGACCUGACCAGCAGUUGUGUCAAUCAUGAUUUCACUUCCAAAUUUAUUGGAAGUUGCCAAUUUUUUAAGCCACAUGGUGUGCUGUAUUUUCUUUCAUCAGUUUAACAAACCAAGUCAAACUGAUAUAUUACAGUUUCAGUAAUACCUGAUACUGCAUGUUAAAUGGAAUAUAUCUUUAGUAUCAGCCAUCAGUUGUUUUUUGUUUAAUGGCUUCACGGGACCUGAAACGCUGAGGGUGAACUUGAAUUUUGUCAGUUGUUUACUCUCCACUGCUUCUAACCACAUAAAAAUCUAAUCCAGAUAAAUUUGGACAAACUGCCCACUGAGUAUUCCAGAGAUCCAUGUGUGAGUCCUUCAGCACUUAAUUUAGGCACUGAUGAGCAAUGUUACUGCUGCUGUCAAUUAAAAACCCCAUUUCUCUUCGCUUUUCAGUAACUGAAAGAACCAAGAACCAACUUACGCACAUGCAUCAACAGCAUUUAUUCAGUUUGUUUUUCAGUUUGAAUGAGCUACGUGGGCCCUAGAGUCACUUGGUCAACCAAAAUGUUAACCGAAGAGCUUCGGUCCAAACUGAAAACUGUGACACCUACUUUCACUCAAAUGUUCAUGAGUGAUGAACAACAAACUUAUUUAGAUUUCUAGAGGCAACUUUUGUGUUAGUUUCAGGGUUUUUUUUUUCUACUUUGGAUGAAAUGUGUAAUGAUCUCUCCUCUCAUCCAGCUGCUCUGCUGUUACUUUUCCUCUCUGCAGUCUUUUGUCGUGCACCAUGCGUACAGUUCGAAACCCAGAUACCUGCAUACACGGCAGAGAAAUCUAAUCCCCAACCCCACGAUUAUGGAAACCAGGUUUCUCAUUGACAUGACAUUUAAGAAAUCAUCUUACUGGAGAACGCUGUUACCUGGUUACUCAAGUGCUUUUAGCCAUUCUGUGAGGUCCAUCGUCAGUCGGUCACUUCACCACUGAUCGCAGCGUUUCUAUUAAAAUGACCCGAUCUUAGGUCUGAAUUUUGCUCUGAUAAAACCAACAAAUCACUGAAACUCGAGUUGUGGGGUUUUUAAUGUGCGCAGCAGCAGAACUUGUGAAAGAUGUGUGUGUGGAGGAGUGUGUGCAGUGCUUCUGUUGUGUGUUUAAGGUGCUCAGUCAUUGGAAAGAUGGUGAAAGAUGCAUGAGGCAGCCCUACUACUACUACUACAUAUGUAGCUGUUGUGUUACUGUGAAAGCAUGCUUCAUAUGUAGCAAAAAAAAAAAGCAAAAUACUUAUGAAAUACUGUUAUCUUGUACUACUAUGUGUACUUUUGUAGCAGAGCGAGGUCUAUUUUAAUGGUACAGUAUUUGAAGGAAAGUUGCACUAAACCAACCCAGAGCACUUAGCUUGGAGCUGUUGGAUUUCAUAUGAAGGGAGUGUUGUAAACCGGACAAUCAGCAGGGUUCAUGCACAGGUUUGGAAAAGUCUGGAAAAUAAAUUUUGUUACUUCUGUGUUUUGAAAUAUUUUGGGAAAAUGUGCAAGAGCUCUGAAACGGAGAGAGAGAAAAGCUUGAGAAGUGGGUGAAAACAUAACCGAAGUAUUCUAACUGGAGUUAAUGUUAGUUUGAUUAUGACAAUACUACCUUUCUUGCCGUGAGUCGGUAGAGACGAAGUUAGUUUUAUGUUGUGUGAAACUGUUUCCGCACCAAGUUUGAUAUCCUGGAGUUCAUCAUGUUUGUAGGGAUUUCGUUUGCAGAAGUAAUCUCUAGUAUUGUGCCUUCACUCAAAAACUCUGUAGUCUGUAUAACACUGUGCAAAAUGCAAUACUGUGAAGAACUGGAAUACUUUUAAUGUUGAAACUUGUUGGUCUGUGUGAUAACCAUUGAAGAUUAAAGAUGCAAACAUGACACCAA
Siniperca chuatsi (mandarin fish) is the source of this 4199-nucleotide messenger RNA. It is a transcript of the gene znf365, whose product is annotated as zinc finger protein 365. The record is from RefSeq and is a predicted model, not a curated record. The transcript has 7 exons. NCBI's taxonomy places the organism in Eukaryota, Metazoa, Chordata, Actinopteri, Centrarchiformes, Sinipercidae. Bases 166 to 1620 code for a protein of 484 amino acids. Gene Ontology annotation, biological process: telomere maintenance; regulation of neuron projection development; regulation of DNA strand resection involved in replication fork processing. Gene Ontology annotation, cellular component: centriolar satellite.